AUGAGUAAAACAUUUAUUACCAAUCAAAUUUGUUAUGAAAUCUUCAAAAUUUCAGCUUCUUCAAAAUCUAUCCAAGGUAUAAUUUAUAAAUCAUGAAUCAUAGAGGAUAUUUUAAGUUAAAUAUUGCAAAAUUAAAUUAGUAUUUGGUUUUAUAUGAUUGGCUGCUCAAUAUCCUUAAUCCUGGACACUUUUCUAAUAGUUAUCUUCUUAUAUAAAAGUUAAUUAAGGUAAAGUCCAGGGGAUAUUUUUUUGGGUAGUUUCAUAUUUGAAAUCCUUAUGGCUAUAUAAUGGUAUAUAUCUGCAAUUUCCUCUUACGAAAAAAUACCAUUAGCAAACAAUUCAUUAGAAUGUUCAUUUACUGCAGCAUUAACAUUGAUUUCACGUAUUAAUAAUUUACUUACUUUUCAUUUAGAUUUGGGAUAAUAUUUUUAUAUAUUGGCUUUUUUCUAUUUUCUUACAAGAUAAGUAAAAACAAGUUUCAAAGCUAAAAAUAACAUUCAAUGGUUAAUACAUUUAGGAGUUAUAAUAUUAACAUUAAUAACAUGUGUUAUUGUAUUUUCUUUGAAUUUAACAGGCAAAAACGUUGAUGGAAAAUGUUCGAUAGUGACAUCAUUAUUGGCAGAGUACAUUUAAUAAUUUACAUAGUUAUGUUAUAACCUUAGGAUAUACUCUGACAAUAUUAAUUUACAUUGCAAUAGGUGGAUAUUCAAUUUAUUAUAUCAGAAAGAAUAUCCCAAACUAAUAUAAAGAAAGAGCAUAAAAAUUUCUUAAAUUUAGUAUCAUUUAUUUUUUAACUUAUCUUAUUUUAAUAUUUUCAGCAUAAUUAGUUGAAUUGUUAGCUAGUUUAAGUUGUACAUAUCAAUGGGACUUGAAAUUAAAUACCAUGUAUAGUGCAGCAGCAUUUUUUGAUAUGAUGAUACUAAUACUUUUACCCAUUAUUAGAAUUAAUGAUCCUUAUACCAAAAGAAUAUUAUUAAAAAUGUUUGGAUAUAAAAAGAAAUAAAAAUAAAUCAUUGAAGAGAAUGAACUAGAAUUAUCUAAACAUAACAGUAGUGUUGAUUAAGAUCUUAGUCUUUUAACUAGUGGUAUUUCUUAAAUAAGAUAAUCUGAAUUAAUCAUAAAUAGAGAUAGAUAAUAAACAGAUGACAAUCCUUUUGUUAACGUACUCUAAAAUAAAAAAAGAGGUUAAAUUAUGUGUAAAAUGAUUGCAGGAUUAUAAAUUGAUUAAUAUUCUAAAUAUAAUUUAUUGGAUAUUGAAAUAGUAAAUCAAAAAUCUGAUAAUAUAUAUGAGGAAAAAAAGAUUUAUAAAUUUAUUAAUGAUUAAAUAAUUACAACAAUGCCUUAUAAUUUAUGUCAAGAAUUUAUCUCUUUGGUUGAAGAUUAUCCAUAAAUCAAAGUAGUUUCAUAUACUCCUAUCAUAUUUCAUGCUAUUAUGAAUAGAGAAAAUGAUAAAUUGAAUAUUUAUGAAUCUCUCAAUAUAAAUAAUAAUUUUGAGAAAAUCACUAAUGCUAGUAAAAAUGAAGGUGGUAAAUCAGGAUAGUUUUUCUUCUAUUCUCAAGAUAAUUAAUUAAUUAUUAAGACAGUUACUUAAUAAGAAUUAAAAAUUAUUCUUUCUAUGCUCAAAAAUUAUUUUUAAUACAUUUUAUCCAAUCCUAAUACAUUAAUUGCUAAAAUUUAUGGAGUUUAUACCUUUGAAUAAGAAAAUCAAAAAAAUAUUAACAUUAUUGUAAUGAGAAAUAUUGCAAAAACUUCAAACACAUUUAGAAUUUAUGAUCUAAAAGGGUCUAGUUAUGAUCGAGAAGUAGCAAAAAAAGACACUAAUUUAUAGAAAGUUGUACUCAAAGACUUAGAUUUCUUGAAUAUUGAAAAAUAUUUAUAUAUUUCUCAAGAAGAUGCUAAUUUUAUUGAAGAAAAUGCUAUUAAAGAUUCCAAUUUUUUUAAGUCUCAAGGACUAAUUGAUUAUUCCUUAAUUGUUUUUAAGAUUCUUAAUGAAUAAAAUUAAAAUCUUAUUCUUAAAAAUUAAGCACAUAUUUUUAUGUGUGAUGAUAUUAGAUAUAGAUAUCAUAUUGGAAUCAUUGAUUAUUUGUAAGAAUAUAAUGUGUAGAAAUAAUUUGAAAAAUACACAAAAAAAAUUAUCAAACUUAAUUAAAACUUAGAUACUAGUUCACAAGAUCCUAAAAUAUAUGCUAAUAGAUUUUAAUAAUUUAUUAGAAGAAUCACUAAACUUGAAUGA
Molecule: messenger RNA, 2233 nt
Organism: Paramecium sonneborni
Lineage: Eukaryota; Ciliophora; Oligohymenophorea; Peniculida; Parameciidae
Source: the annotation of a GenBank genome assembly